AUGUCUCACCAUGAUCAAGUCUGGACGGCACUGAUCACCUCGAUCAAAAACUCCCUACCAGACACCUUUCCAACAUACCCAGCAGACCCAUCCCAGAUCAACCGCACGAUCGACCAUACUCUGCUGGCGCUAAACGCCACUCCAGAACAAAUCGACGCUCUCUGCGACGAAGCCAUCGCGCACCAAUUCGCCACAGUCUGCGUCCGCCUCGCCCACGUCCAACAGGCAGUCCAAAAGCUCCACGCCUCACCCAACGUCGGCGUCGCCUGCGUGGUCGGCUUCCACGAAGGCACCCACCCCACGUCCGCCAAGGCCCAGGAAGCGCAGGAGGCGGUGGCCCUCGGCGCGACGGAGCUGGACAUGGUGCUGAACUACCCGCUGCUCAAAGACGGACGGUACACGGCUGUCUACGAGGAUAUCCUGGGGGUGCGCACGGCGGCGCCCUCGCCGUCGGCGCAGUUGAAGGUGAUUCUGGAGACGUCGCAGCUCUCGCGCGAGGAGAUCAUCGCUGGGUCGGCGAUUGCCUGUGUGGCGGGCGCGGACUACAUCAAGACGAGUACGGGGUUUAAUGGGCCCGGUGCGAGGGUGGAGGAUGUGGCGCUGAUGCGGGCAGUGGCGGAGAAGAUGGGAUAUGGGACUCGGGUGAAAGCUAGCGGAGGGGUGCGGUCGAGGGAGGAUUUUGUCGGAGUAGAUGAAGAUGAGACCCAAGGAACCACCAGGAACCUCCACCGGGUGGAGCACGACAAACGCAAGACCUCCCACGAGCACAGCCCUCCUGCUCGUGAUGAAUGCUCCAGUCUCUUCACAGCCAAACCCACCGCCGUCUUCGCCCCCUCCGGCGGUCGCACUCAUACCCUGAGUGUUGCUAUCCCAGGUAGCAUUGUGGCCAACGCCCACUCGAUCGAGCAAAAAACGUUCUUGGCCGGUAUCAUUGCGCGUGCUUUGGCCGUCUUCUGUGUGGAUGAGGUCGUGAUCUUUGAUGACGAGGAACAUAGAUCUCGAAACUAUCGCCACUACGAUGACGGAUAUGACUCGCCCAUCGCCAAAACAUCCGAUGAACUCAAUGCCUCCACCAAAGGCUAUACCGCCUAUUCCGACCCCUCGCACUUCCUCGCCCAUGUCCUAUCGUACCUCGAGACGCCUCCGUAUCUACGCAAACACCUCUUCCCCAUGCAUCCCAACCUCCGUGGCGCCGGUCUACUGCCGAGUCUCGACAUGCCGCAUCAUCUGCGCGCCCACGAGUGGUGCGACUACCGCGAAGGGAUUGUCCUCUCGAGCACGCCUCGCGAUGGACGGGGCAGAAGCGGAUCCCAGAUGAGCCUGUCCCCGAAUCGUCAUUCCUAUCGUAACCUGUCGCCUUCCAGUAACUCUAGUCAAGCCUCUACUAACCCCACGACGGCCACCGUCGUGGACACCGGUCUCUCCGAGAAGGUCGUCCUCCCGGACAUUCAACUGCCGGAACACGCCCGCGUCACCGUGCGCUUCUCUCACCACGGACACGAUCACUACGCAGAACCGGUGCAUCCCUCGGCGCCGCGCGCAGAAGCCGGCUACUACUGGGGCUACUACGUGCGCCGCUGUCGGUCGCUUUCCUCCGUCUUCACCGAGUGCCCCUUUGACGGCGGCUACGACCUGUCCUUUGGCACCUCCGAACGCGGCGCUCCAGUCGGAGAGGUGCUCGAGGACGAGGCUCCGUACCACCGCCCUCCCCACACCCACCGACCCGACUACAAGCAUCUACUAGUUGUGUUCGGUGGUGUAGCCGGCAUCGAGGCCGCCAUCCGCAACGACCCUCAGCUCCGCGACAUGGACAUCCGUCCCACCGACGCCGGAAAGCUCUUCGACUACUGGAUCAACCUCCUCCCAGGCCAGGGCAGUCGCACCAUCCGCACCGAAGAAGCCGUCUGGCUGGGCCUGACGAGUCUUCGCGGCCUGGUCGAGGGCACCCAUCGCGCGAAGCGGUCCUACCGAUAUAACGGGUCGUAA
Aspergillus terreus NIH2624 is the source of this 1986-nucleotide messenger RNA. Its product is annotated as deoxyribose-phosphate aldolase 2. The record is from RefSeq and is a predicted model, not a curated record. Gene Ontology annotation, biological process: deoxyribonucleotide catabolic process. NCBI's taxonomy places the organism in Eukaryota, Fungi, Ascomycota, Eurotiomycetes, Eurotiales, Aspergillaceae. The transcript is spliced from 4 exons. Gene Ontology annotation, molecular function: deoxyribose-phosphate aldolase activity. Bases 1 to 1986 code for a protein of 661 amino acids. Gene Ontology annotation, cellular component: cytoplasm.